Messenger RNA from Tinamus guttatus (white-throated tinamou), 747 nucleotides. Its product is annotated as cell surface glycoprotein CD200 receptor 1-B-like. The record is from RefSeq and is a predicted model, not a curated record. Gene Ontology annotation, biological process: regulation of neuroinflammatory response. Gene Ontology annotation, molecular function: signaling receptor activity. NCBI's taxonomy places the organism in Eukaryota, Metazoa, Chordata, Aves, Tinamiformes, Tinamidae. Gene Ontology annotation, cellular component: external side of plasma membrane.
AUGGCUCAGACCUGGGUGGUUCUGGCUCCAUUCUUCUUCUUGUUAAUCAUCCUGGUUCAAAGCCCAGCUUACAACAUAGUAAAUGUGGAGGCUGGUAAUGAGGCUGUGCUGAAUUGCCCUUUCCUCUUCAAAAAGCCUUUGCUAAUGGUGACAUGGAAGAUGAAAUUCAGCACUUACUGUUUGUUAGCCUAUAGAUAUGAUAAGAAUGUGACAAGAAAUUUGAACUGCAGUGAGAGGACAACAUGGAAAUAUUCACCUGACAGUAACCCUGCUCUUCGUAUUUACCCUGUCGAGCUUGGUGAUGAGGGAAAUUACACCUGUGAAAUUGUCAACAGUGAGGGCAAUUUUCAUUUUUUUUCUUAUCUGGCUGUGAUAGUCCCUCCUACAGUGACUUUGACCACUGACAAUGGUGGGGUAGUGAUUUGCCAAGCCUCUGCAGGAAAGCCAGCUGCAGAAAUCUCCUGGGUACCUGCAAAUAACCACAGCACCGAUAGAGAAGUUCAUCAUCCCAAUGGAACAGUAACCAGAGUGAGCUCUGUAGAAUGGAAAAGCAAUGUGCAUUCCUCUGUGACCUGCCUCGUUACCCAUCCAGCUACAAACAAGACUCUGUCCCUAGAUCUAUUGUAUGCUUCACUCAAUCUUCACUAUCUCAUGAUAGGAGGAUCUGCGAGUGUUGCUGCUGCCAUUGGUAUUGGUGUGAUUUUAUGCUUGAUUUUCAGGUGCAAGGGUAAGUCAUUUGGAGAAUAG